AUGGAGACGGCGGAGAAGGAGUGCGGCGCCCUGGGCGGGCUCUUCCAGGCCAUCGUCAACGACAUGAAGAGCUCCUAUCCCAUCUGGGAGGAUUUCAACUCCAAGGCCACAAAGCUGCAUUCCCAACUGAGGACCACCGUGUUAGCUGCCGUGGCCUUCUUGGAUGCCUUCCAGAAAGUGGCUGACAUGGCCACCAACACCCGAGGGGCUACGCGGGACAUCGGCUCCGCGCUCACACGCAUGUGCAUGCGUCACCGCAGCAUCGAGACCAAGCUGCGGCAGUUCACCAACGCGCUGCUGGAGAGCCUCAUCAACCCACUGCAGGAGCGCAUCGAGGACUGGAAGAAGGCGGCCAACCAGCUGGACAAGGACCACGCGAAAGAGUACAAGCGAGCCCGGCAUGAAAUUAAGAAGAAGUCGUCAGACACACUGAAAUUGCAGAAGAAGGCCCGAAAAGAACUACUUGGGAAAGGUGACCUGCAGCCACAACUGGACAGCGCCCUGCAGGAUGUCAACGACAUGUACCUGCUGCUGGAGGAGACGGAGAAGCAGGCCGUGCGUCGGGCGCUGAUUGAGGAACGCGGCCGCUUCUGUUCCUUCAUCACCUUCCUGCAGCCCGUCGUGAACGGUGAGCUGACCAUGCUGGGCGAGAUCACCCACCUGCAGGGCAUCAUCGACGACCUGGUGGUACUGACCGCAGAGCCCCACAAGCUACCCCCCGCCAGCGAGCAGGUGAUCAAGGACCUGAAGGGCUCCGACUACAGCUGGUCCUACCAGACCCCGCCCUCAUCACCCAGCAGCUCCAGCUCCCGCAAGUCCAGCAUGUGCAGUGCCCCAAGCAGCGGUAGCAGUGCCAAGGGUGGCGGAACCCCAUGGCCUGGGGGUGCCCAAACAUACUCACCCAGUUCCACCUGUCGCUACCGCAGCCUGGCACAGCCAGCCACCGCCACUGCCCGCCUCUCCAGUGUCUCUUCCCAUGACUCUGGCUUCGUCUCCCAGGAUGCAACCUACUCCAAGCCCCCCUCACCCAUGCCUUCAGACAUCACCAGCCAGAAGUCCUCCAGCUCUGCGUCUUCCGAGGCCUCGGAAACCUGCCAGUCGGUUAGCGAGUGCAGCUCUCCCACCUCGGACUGGACCAAGGCUGGCCCCCACGAGCAGCCCUCAGGCACCACCCUGCAGCGCAGGAAGGACAGGGUGGAGCUCCUCCGAGACACGGAACCAGGCCUGGCCAGCGGAAGUGGCCUAGGCCCUGGUGGAGAGGAGGCACCACGGCCCCGGAUGUCCCCUGCCACCAUUGCAGCCAAGCACGGGGAGGAGGUGUCCCCAGCAGCCAGCGACCUGGCCAUGGUCCUAACUCGCGGACUGAGCCUGGAGCACCAGAAGAGCAGCCGAGACUCGCUGCAGUACUCCAGCGGCUACAGCACCCAGACUACCACGCCCUCGUGCUCAGAGGACACCAUCCCCUCCCAAGGCUCCGACUACGACUGCUACUCAGUGAAUGGGGAUGCCGACAGCGAGGGUCCACCCGAGUUCGACAAGUCCUCCACCAUCCCACGCAACAGCAACAUCGCCCAGAACUACCGCCGCCUAAUCCAGACCAAGCGCCCGGCCUCCACAGCUGGCCUGCCCACGGCGGGGCUGCCCACAGGCGCACCCCCUGGCGUGGCCACCAUCCGCCGCACGCCCUCCACCAAACCCACGGUGCGGCGCGCACUGUCCAGCGCCGGCCCCAUCCCCAUCCGGCCACCCAUCGUCCCUGUAAAGACACCUACGGUGCCCGACUCCCCUGGCUACGUGGGGCCCACACGGGCGGGCAGUGAGGAAUGUGUGUUCUACACCGACGAGGCUGCCUCGCCCCUGGCACCGGACCUUGCCAAGGCCUCGCCGAAGCGGCUCAGCCUGCCCAACACAGCCUGGGGUAGCCCAUCCCCCGAGGCAACUGGCUACCCGGGGACAGGGGUCGGGCUGGCAGCCGAGGACGACGACGAGCAGCGGCUGGCCGCCAACCGGCACAGCCUGGUAGAGAAGCUCGGGGAGCUGGUGGCAGGUGCCCACGCCCUGGGUGAGGGCCAGUUCCCCUUCCCCACAGCCCUGUCGGCCACGCCCACAGAGGAGACCCCUACCCCUCCCCCGGCCGCCACCAGUGACCCUCCAGCUGAAGACAUGCUGGUGGCCAUUCGGCGCGGGGUCCGGCUGCGCAGGACCGUCACCAACGACAGGUCGGCUCCCCGCAUCUUAUGAUGGCACCACCUACCUGCCCUCUCGGGCCCUGUGCAAGCUGGUGGCCUGGUCUGUGAGCAGCUGCUGGCCACCCAGAGUGGAGGCAUAGCCAGGGUAGAGGACAGAACCCGGGAGAGGCAAAGCCACCUGACAGAACCAGACACCCAGCUAGGACUUGGGCAUCUCAGCAGGAAGUGACUUCAACAAACCUUGCCAAGUCCGAGCCACAGGCCUCGAACUGGUUGUGGAGCCUGUUUUCUAUUCUCCUUGCCGCCUCUGUCCCUCCAUGCCCUCCGUGCAGGCCCUGCCUGUCCCAUCCUCCAGUGAGCGCAUGGGACCAGCCAGCGGUCCUCACCAUCCCAGUCCUGCCCGGCCUGGGGUGCACACACAGGCCAGCCGCUCCCCAAGGGCCGGCUGCCCCUUCCCCACUAGGACUGCACUCGCCUCCCCUUCUGCCCCUCUGCCUGCCCAGGGCCUCCCCACCUGGGAGAUGAGGGAGGAGCCAGGUGCUCAGUCAGCUGAACCAAUUUCAUGGCUGGGGUUCGGGGAGCAGGUUGGAGGCCGGGGAGCUCAGGGGACCCUAGGGUAGCUUCCCCUCCCCUGUGAGGUGGGACCAACAGGGACAAGAGAUCCCUGGGGUCACAGCUGUUUGCAGGUACCCAGUUUUCAGCUGGGCACAAUACAUGAACAGGUGGCACUUUGGGGUCAGUUUCCGCCACCUCUGGAGGUGGGGGUUGGGGGUAUUUUGACUAUAAUAAAUGGAGCUGGCUCUGGGUGAGGACUGUGGGUACAAGGUGACGGAACAGGGUAUUUGUCUGCCAGUGCCUGAAAGACAGGUGGGCUCGGGACAGGAGCAGAAAGAGGAAAGGGGCUCCCAAAAGCCCGGGGAGCUGUCUCUCUCCGCCCCCAGGGUCCUAAAUAUAGCCAAAAGAAGGGUGGAGUGGGCAAGGUCAGGCCCCAUGGGGCUGGCCUGCCAUGGUGACUGACUGCAGACCCCUGGCAGAAAAGCAAGCCCUGGAAGGCUGGCUUUGACUAUUGCCAGAGGAGAUGCCGCCCCAGGGGAGAAGGUGGCCGGGUGGGGGAGGCGGGAGCAGGGCUCUCACCCACACCUGAGUCACCACGUGAGCAGGAGAAAGCAUGUGAGCCUAGGGCAUGUGGAGGGAUUCCAGGUGGACCUAGAGGUGGGCAGCACAGCAGGGAUCCAAGCAGUGUGUGGGCCACAGGGCAGGGUGUCCGAGCCUGGGGUGGCGCAGAGUUAGAGCCGACCCGGGGCUCAGGUUCAGCCCCCUGGGAGUCCCAUAAACUGGGACUGCAGCAGCACAGCCAGCUGGGUGGAGCUGAGGGGGCAGGAAGCUUCCCCAGGGCUCCCCCAAAGCUCCUGAGCCUCAGUGGCUGGGGGCCAGCAGAGCAGAUGACCCACUGGGCUGGGAAGCCCCAAGGGUGGGAUUUCUGGGCGCACGGUCCUCCCAGGGCUGCCUCAGGGAGUGCCAGGUGGGAUGACUGAGGGGGGUACGGGAUGUGGGGGGAGGCAGUGGGCAGCCCUGGCCUCUGUUCCCACAGGGGUGGCUGGGCCUGGAUGCCCUGUGAGGAAGAGUCCAUGGGGAGUUCAGCACAGCUGUGUGGACCCCCAUCCAGCUCCCUGCAGCCCUCUGAGGCCUCCAAGGCUGUACAUACAUACUCCACCCUUACCUGUUUAGCGAGCACCUCGUAGGCCUGUCCCUGGAUCCGAGCCGAGCCAACCUCCCCACUUCUCAGAUUUUGGUUGGAGGGUGGGAGGGAUUCUUUACUUUCAUUUGCUUUCUCAUUUUGUACAGAGAAAUACUCUUUUCAAAAGCUUCUUUUGCCUGAAGUAACUUUUCUGGUGCUGUUAACUUGUUCCUUUUUUUUAAUUUAUUUUUCUACCCCAGGCUGCACCUCCUGGUUUCUUCUCACCCUGGCCACUGGCCACCCCCUCCAUCCCACCUUGUGUCGUUUUCUUCCUGUUCUGUCAGGUUUUUUGGAUAAAUUCUCUCCUCUCUGCCCCCUUCACUCUGCCCUCCCCUUGAUUGAAGUAGUCACUGCUACAAGUAACAAAUGCACUGUGAAGUUCCCAGUAUUAAUAAAGUUGUACUGUAAUUAACAC
Ochotona curzoniae (black-lipped pika) is the source of this 4342-nucleotide messenger RNA. RefSeq names its product MTSS I-BAR domain containing 2 (gene MTSS2). The coding region runs from base 1 to 2241 and encodes 746 amino acids. Gene Ontology annotation, biological process: cell projection assembly; plasma membrane organization. The transcript is spliced from 15 exons. The record is from RefSeq and is a predicted model, not a curated record. Gene Ontology annotation, molecular function: phospholipid binding; actin binding. Lineage: Eukaryota; Metazoa; Chordata; Mammalia; Lagomorpha; Ochotonidae. Gene Ontology annotation, cellular component: actin cytoskeleton; cytoplasmic side of plasma membrane.